GCAGGGCGGUGCAGCAGGUCCGUUCAAAGUCAGUAAAUGUGGGCCAGGCUUCACUCAUCAGCUGCGCAGUCGAGUGUUUGUUGACAUGCGAAGAUACCGGCUUUGUUCAGUUUGCUUUCGACUUCUUGUCGUGAGCGUUUCUGCGUAAUGGCACAACGACGCUGUUCCCUUCAAACUCCAAACUUUCUUUUGCAUGGAGCUUGACCUACAUCGCUUUUAUUCGUUUCCGGACACGAAGGAUGAAAUGAUGAUUAGUCCUUCAGUGCGCACUUUGUUAUUUAAGUUUUGUUGUUGGUGAGGCUUGCUGUUGAGCUCAGGCACUGAUCAUGGUUGGAGGGAGAGCGGCUGAUUUGGCGCCCACAGCUGCUGUUAAAAUCUUCUCAGCUGGAACAGCAGGCUGCGUGGCGGACCUGGUCACCUUCCCACUGGACACCGCCAAAGUCCGGCUGCAGGUGCAAGGUGAAUCCAAGCCCUUACUGAAAGGCCAGAGGGCGGAAUACCGAGGUGUGUUUGGCACCAUCUUCACCAUGGUGAAGACAGAGGGGCCGAGGAGUCUGUACAGCGGGCUGGUGGCAGGACUGCACAGACAGAUGAGCUUCGCCUCAGUCCGCAUCGGCAUGUAUGACACCAUGAAGCAGCUCUACACCCGAGGCUCAGGAAAUGCUGGACUAGGGACUCGACUGCUGGCAGGUUCCACCACAGGAGCGAUGGCUGUGGCUUUUGCUCAGCCCACUGACGUGGUGAAAGUCAGGUUCCAGGCUCAGGCCCGGCGGCCUGAGAGCGGCUCUGUCAAGAGAUACAGCAGCACGAUUGAUGCCUACAGGACCAUUGCCAGGGACGAAGGUUUUAAAGGCCUCUGGAAAGGUUGUCUUCCAAAUAUAACUCGUAACGCCAUCGUAAACUGCUCUGAGCUUGUGACCUAUGACAUAAUGAAAGAGCUCAUCUUGGAGUAUAACCUGAUGACAGACAACAUGCCGUGCCACUUCACCGCAGCAUUUGCAGCCGGUUUCUGCACCACGAUUGUAGCAUCCCCUGUGGAUGUGAUAAAGACACGCUUCAUGAACUCAGUGCCUGGCCAGUACAGCGGUGCUGUUAACUGUGCUAUAACCAUGCUGAUUAAAGAAGGACCAACAGCUUUCUACAAGGGCUUUGUGCCUUCAUUCCUUCGCCUGGGUUCCUGGAACAUUGUGAUGUUUGUGAGCUACGAGCAGAUAAAGAGAGCCGUGAUGAGGUUUCAGCAGUCCUGAAAAUCUUUGCUCGGACCUGUUUGCCUGUUGGUUUGAUACUGAAGCUAUGCAGCCAUUGUAGCACAGUUAUUGUUGUUGGUUUAGACCUUUUCAUCCUCAAGAAUA
This is a messenger RNA of Pelmatolapia mariae (spotted tilapia), 1352 nucleotides long. RefSeq names its product dicarboxylate carrier SLC25A8-like. Gene Ontology annotation, molecular function: oxidative phosphorylation uncoupler activity. Gene Ontology annotation, biological process: response to cold; adaptive thermogenesis; mitochondrial transmembrane transport. Bases 327 to 1247 code for a protein of 306 amino acids. The transcript is spliced from 6 exons. NCBI's taxonomy places the organism in Eukaryota, Metazoa, Chordata, Actinopteri, Cichliformes, Cichlidae. The record is from RefSeq and is a predicted model, not a curated record.